AUGCCAAAGACCUCUCGAACAUCACCCUUCUCAGUCUCUUCGCAAGAAGACUCACUUCUCCGACUUAGACGAAUGCCUGACGAAAAUCAACAACAAAAAACCAAAAAGGGGAAGAAAAACGAAAGCCUAGACAAUUCCCCUCCAAGAGCAUCCUUCCUAUCCGAAAAAGAGCCAAAGCAAUUCAUGGCCCAACAUAAUCCUAUUUCUGCCAUGCUCCACCAACCAGAUGAAAAAUUUGAUAGUCAGUCUUCUUCUUCCUCUUCUGACCAAGAAGAAAAUUCUGAAGAGAAUUCUGAAACUUGGUCACAAGAUUCAAAUACUAGUAACGAGUCCCAAGAUUCGGGUACUAGUGACGAGUCUAAAGACUCGAAUACUUUUGAUGAUGACGUACCCCCUUAUUUUAUGGCUCAAUCUGCAGAAGAAGCAUACUCUCAAACUGAGCCUAUAGUCAAAGUGAAGAUGAAAGUGAAGAAGAUGAAGAAGAAGCAGCUACAAAGAGCACAGAAUCCAAGCAUCACCAUCUUUCAAAGCUCGCUUUCGAAUGUAAUUAUGCAAGGUCAUUGA
Cannabis sativa is the source of this 564-nucleotide messenger RNA. RefSeq names its product lisH domain-containing protein C1711.05-like. Lineage: Eukaryota; Viridiplantae; Streptophyta; Magnoliopsida; Rosales; Cannabaceae. The transcript has a single exon. The record is from RefSeq and is a predicted model, not a curated record. The coding region runs from base 1 to 564 and encodes 187 amino acids.